AUGAUGAAGGUCUCCGCUGUGGUCCAGUCUCCCGCGCUGCUUGUGCGGCUCGUGGCGGCCACGCUUCAGAGCAUCCUGGGAUGGCUUUUAAAAAGAGUUUGCAACUGGGGUGCAGGAGGAUUUAACAGCCUAGCAACAGCCUCAUCCGCGCUCGACUCCGACAGCAAGCCAGAGCAAGAAAAGGUCGAAGAUGCCACGACUCCAACGAGCGUCAACUACCACUUCACACGGCAGUGUAACUACAAGUGUGGAUUCUGCUUCCACACGGCCAAGACGUCCUUCGUCCUGCCGCUGGAGGAAGCCAAAAGAGGGCUGCGACUCUUGAAAGAUGCUGGGAUGGAAAAGAUCAACUUCUCAGGAGGGGAGCCCUUUUUGCACCACAAGGGAGACUUUCUGGGCAACUUGGUUCAGUUCUGCAAACAGGAACUGCAACUCCCAAGUGUCAGCAUCGUCAGCAACGGAAGCUUGAUCAGAGAAAAGUGGUUCCAAAAAUAUGGGGAGUUUCUGGACAUCUUGGCGAUCUCCUGUGACAGUUUUGAUGAAGACACCAACCAGUUGAUCGGCAGAGCACAAGGCAGGAAGAGUCACCUGGACAGUCUCUACAAGAUCAGAAACUGGUGCCAGCAGUAUAAAGUGGCGUUCAAGAUCAACUCGGUCAUCAACACGUUCAACAUCGAGGAAGACAUGAGCGCCAACAUCACCCAGCUCAACCCCGUCCGCUGGAAGGUGUUCCAGUGUCUGCUGAUCGACGGGGAAAACGCAGGAGAGGAGGCGCUGAGAGAGGCGGAGACGUUUGUGGUCAGCGAUCAACAGUUUCAGGAAUUUCUGGAUCGACACAAAAGUGUCGCCUGCCUCGUUCCAGAGUCCAAUGAAAAGAUGAGGAACUCAUACUUAAUCCUGGAUGAAUAUAUGCGUUUCCUAGACUGUCGCGAGGGAAGAAAGGACCCGUCCAAGUCUAUCCUCGAUGUCGGUGUGAAGGAAGCCAUCAACUUCAGCGGAUUCGACGAGAAAAUGUUUCUGAAGAGGGGAGGGAAAUACAUGUGGAGCAAGGCAGACAUGAAGCUGGACUGGUGACAAAGAUGUGACAUUUUGAUAUAUAUAUAUAUUGUGUAUCUUUCUUUCAUAACUUUAAAUGGCUUCCUGUGACCUGUUACUGAGGAAUAGUGUUGUCUUUUUAUGUUGUGUUUUUUUAUUGUUAAAUCUGUGUAUCAAUAUAUGGAUUUUGGUACAACAGUACAACAACAUUAAUGUUUGAAUAAAUUUAAAAAUGAUAGUUUGCAUGUAUGGCAUUUACAGUGUGUUAGAGGAGAUUGAAAUAAACACAAAUUAUGUUUUUUUGAAUGUCAGCUCCAGCUAAUAGCUUGGUCCACGUGAGACCACAUUGAUGUGCCUAAAUACAUCAACACCAGAAUAAAACAAGCAGUCUUUGUUUUGCCGUCUGAAAACUUCAUACAGUUGUGCGCUUACUCGCGUUUAGUAUUAUGGAUGGAUUCAUGUUAAAGUACUAUAUUCCCAGUUUAGCAUUUAUAGAGCUCCUGUUACAGUGAAUUUCUCUUUUGUGAGAUUAAUAAA
Messenger RNA from Synchiropus splendidus (mandarinfish), 1572 nucleotides. RefSeq names its product radical S-adenosyl methionine domain containing 2 (gene rsad2). The coding region runs from base 1 to 1074 and encodes 357 amino acids. Gene Ontology annotation, cellular component: lipid droplet; endoplasmic reticulum membrane; endoplasmic reticulum. Gene Ontology annotation, molecular function: 4 iron, 4 sulfur cluster binding; catalytic activity. The record is from RefSeq and is a predicted model, not a curated record. Gene Ontology annotation, biological process: positive regulation of immune response; defense response to virus. The transcript has 6 exons. Lineage: Eukaryota; Metazoa; Chordata; Actinopteri; Syngnathiformes; Callionymidae.